GUCGAUCUUGGAGAAGGAGGGACCAAAGUCACUUUUUAGAGGCUUGGGUCCAAAUUUGGUUGGAGUUGCACCAUCAAGGGCUGUGUACUUUGCGUGCUAUUCCAAAGCCAAAGAGCAGUUCAAUGGCAUUUUCGUGCCUAAUAGUAAUAUUGUGCACAUUUUCUCAGCUGGCUCUGCAGCUUUUGUCACAAAUUCCUUAAUGAAUCCUAUUUGGAUGGUUAAAACCCGGAUGCAGCUAGAACGGAAAGUGAGAGGCUCCAAGCAGAGGAACACACUCCAGUGUGCCCGCUACGUUUACCAGACGGAAGGCAUUCGUGGCUUCUAUAGGGGAUUAACUGCCUCGUAUGCUGGAAUUUCAGAAACUAUCAUCUGUUUUGCUAUUUAUGAAAGUUUAAAGAAGUAUCUGAAAGAAGCUCCAUUAGCCUCUUCUCCAAAUGGGACUGAGAAAAAUUCCACCAAUUUUUUUGGACUCAUGGCAGCUGCUGCUCUUUCUAAGGGAUGUGCCUCCUGUGUCGCUUACCCACACGAAGUCAUCAGGACACGGCUCCGGGAGGAGGGCACCAAGUACAAGUCUUUCGUCCAGACUGCUCGGCUGGUCUUCCGGGAAGAAGGUUACCUUGCCUUUUACAGAGGACUCUUUGCCCAGCUCAUCCGGCAGAUACCAAACACUGCCAUUGUGCUGUCUACCUAUGAGUUAAUUGUAUACCUGUUAGAAGACCAUGCUCAGUGACGGGCCAGGAAAUUGUGCUCUAGAAGAAUAAAGCUGAAAAACUCUAGAGAGUUUUUUUUUUCCAUUGAUUAGAAUGUUUGAGACCAAAACAGGAAAGGCCGUAAAAUACCCAGCUCGUAUCACCUGUUGGACGUUGCCUUUUGGAGUCAUGCCUUCUGGAAGGUUAAAAUUCAUUAACGUUAACAGUUAAUUAAAACUUUUGAGUUUUGUGGUUUUUGGGGUUUUUUUGUUGUUUUUAACUUAAGAGGAUUUGGGAUUAAGCAGCCAGUAAAUUAAAUCAUGCUAUUUAAUUUAA
Molecule: messenger RNA, 1025 nt
Organism: Camelus dromedarius (Arabian camel)
Lineage: Eukaryota; Metazoa; Chordata; Mammalia; Artiodactyla; Camelidae
Gene: SLC25A33
Product: solute carrier family 25 member 33
Biological process (GO): pyrimidine nucleotide import into mitochondrion
Cellular component (GO): mitochondrion
Molecular function (GO): pyrimidine nucleotide transmembrane transporter activity
Source: RefSeq, a predicted model, not a curated record